UUUUGCUCUCUCUAAAACUGCCUAAGUUUCCCUUUCUUUGGAGCUUCUUCUUCUUGUUGUUUGGUUUAUUCUCCGAGCAUCUCCACAUUUUUCAUCUUAUUCAUGGAACUGGCGUCAGGGAUGGAGAUUCUGGGUGUUACUUGAGACCCAUUUCGAAGAUUUGUGUAAUUCUUCACCGUAACACUGCAUAAAAGAAAUAAAACCCAGUUAAAGAGAAACCCAUUUUCAUUGUUUGUCUUUUACCCAGAUAGAGAUUUCUGUUCAGUUGAAGGACUCGAGGUGAUCAAAAUGUUCAAGCCCAAGUUCUAUGCGAAAUGCAAGUCAUCAUUGAAGACCACAAAGACGCGAAUUGAGGUGUUAAAGAAGAAGAAAGGCUCUGUGGUGAAGUUCCUUAAGAGCGACAUUGCUGAACUUCUCAGGACUGGUCUUGAUUACAAUGCUUAUUGCAGGGCUGAAGGGGUUAUGAUUGAGCAAGACAGGUUAUCCUGCUACCAUUUGAUUGAUCAGUUUGUUGGGUGUAUCUCAAGCAAUCUUUCAGCCAUGCAGAAGCAGAGUAAUUGGAGAAGUGCCUGGGGAAAUCAGAUGCUUACCAAAGUAAUUGGAGAUGUGCUUAGGAAAUACAGACACCAAACGUUGGAAACCUGGGAGUGCCCUGAAGAAUGUAGAGAGGCUGUAGCAUCCCUCAUUUAUGCUACAGCUAGAUUUUCUGAAUUUCCAGAACUCCGCGAUCUUAGAACUCUGUUCACCGAGAAGUAUGGGAACUCCCUUGAACCAUUCACAAGCAAAGAGUUUGUUGAGAAGCUGAGUUCAAAGACGGUGACAAAGGAGAUGAAGCUGCAGUUAAUGCAUGAUAUAGCACAAGAGUUCUCUAUUGAUUGGGAUGCCAAGUCUUUGGAACAAAAGCUCUAUAAACUGCCUUCAUCUAAACAAGAGAGCACGUAUGAUUCAUACAACAUGAAGACUGAUGAUGAUGCAUACAAUCAAAAGAAAAGCAGGGAUGGCAUAAUCCAGGAAGACAUGACAAUAGACAAAGUAGCCCACCAUCAAGCCAGAAAGGGUGUUAAAAAUGGUGGACACAAUCAACAGAGUAGUAGUGAUGAUGAAUCAGCCGGCGGAAUGACAAGUUCAACUUCAGUAGAUAGCUGCUCGGAGGAUGAAGUGAGCAGUAAAAUACCCCUUUUCUCCAAAUUUAAACCUCCUCCGUAUUUCAAGGCAAAGGCAGAAAGAGAAGAAAGCCGUCUAGCAGAGGAGUACUCAAAACCAGAAAAUAAUUUCGCUGCAGUUGUAGAGGAAAACAACCACAGAGAUGAUUCUGUUCAGGAGGAGAAGCCAAAGCCAAUAUCAGUUAGAAGAAGAAACUUGAAGCCACCUCCAGGACGUGAAAACAUUGGCAGUACAAAGACUAAUCUGGCUUCGAACACUAUACUAAACGGAAAGAAACAAAAAGAGCCAAGCCAUGAGAUGGAUGAGGAGGAAAAGGAACUUGAUGAGCUUCUGACCCACUACACCAAGAAUGAUUUGCCGGGUGAACCGAGUAAAGGGAAGCCUUAUAUAAAACCUCCUCCUUCACAUUAUAAACCUGAAAAUGCUGAAGGCAGCACAAGGCAGAGAAACACCAAGUUAUCUGUUCCACCAGGAAGAGCAGCGUCUAUGCCAGCUGAACCAACAACACCUACUGAGUCUCAUGCUCGAAGCAAUUCAUUGCAGCCUGAGACAUUAGCUGGACAUGUUCAUCCUAAGCUGCCAGACUAUGACAAUCUAGCAGCUCAAAUUGCAGCUCUCAAAGGCAGAUAAAUGAAGAUAGCACUAGAAUAUUACGAAAGAUAUAUCCACAUUCUAUUGUUUAGCAUGCAUGCUUUUAGUUCAAUAGGUUGGGAUUCUUCUGUUCAUUGGUCACACGUAGGAAGAGUAUAUAUGUUAGUCACUGCUAGUAAAUUUCAUCCAUGUUCAUAGACGAAGUUUAUUGAUUGGUCUAUAAAUAUAUAGCUUCUAAUGUCAGUGUGUUUAAUGGGUCCAAUCCGUAUGAGAACAUUUGAAGAUGGUUAAAAUGAAUGUGA
Tripterygium wilfordii is the source of this 2057-nucleotide messenger RNA. RefSeq lists its product as uncharacterized. Gene Ontology annotation, biological process: protein transport. The transcript is spliced from 7 exons. The record is from RefSeq and is a predicted model, not a curated record. NCBI's taxonomy places the organism in Eukaryota, Viridiplantae, Streptophyta, Magnoliopsida, Celastrales, Celastraceae. The coding region runs from base 289 to 1794 and encodes 501 amino acids.